AUGGUAAAGACUCUCAGUGGUCUACAUAUCGCGAAAACCGUAUUCGGACCUGCAAUUUACGGGAAAGAAGUUGUUGAUGCAAAGAACAAAAAAGAUAAUCUGUGCUACGGACCCACUACUGUACAUGAAAACAGCGAACAAGAGAUUUUGAGAAAAAUGUUCGAACUCGAAGGUCUCGGUAUAUCAGCACAAGAUUGUCAAAAAGACGACAUGAUCCACAAAUACCUUGAUGAAUAUUCAAAGAAAAUUUCGUUCGAACAAGGACGCAUAAUUGCUCCAUUUCCUUCGAAAGAAAACAUUUCUUAA
This is a messenger RNA of Necator americanus (New World hookworm), 306 nucleotides long. RefSeq lists its product as uncharacterized. Bases 1 to 306 code for a protein of 101 amino acids. The record is from RefSeq and is a predicted model, not a curated record. The transcript has a single exon. NCBI's taxonomy places the organism in Eukaryota, Metazoa, Nematoda, Chromadorea, Rhabditida, Ancylostomatidae.